GAAGCGUGAACCGCUAGCAACACCAACACAGCAAUACCAAGCUAGCUAUCAAAGUUUAUGCAGCUCUUCGCUUCCGUCUCAGAGAUUUAUUUACUGAUUAGUGUCAUUGUGGUUUUCUCCUCGGCGCGAUGGGGGUUCCGAAGUUCUACAGAUGGAUCUCAGAGCGAUAUCCGUGUCUGAGUGAAGUUGUGAAGGAGCACCAGAUCCCGGAGUUUGAUAAUCUGUACCUGGACAUGAACGGGAUCAUCCACCAGUGCUCGCACCCCAACGACGAGGAUGUGCACUUCCGCAUCACCGAGGAGAAGAUCUUCGCUGACAUCUUCCACUACCUCGAAGUGCUCUUUCGUAUCAUCAAGCCCAGGAAGGUGUUCUUCAUGGCUGUGGACGGAGUCGCUCCGAGAGCCAAAAUGAACCAGCAGCGCGGCAGGAGAUUCAGAUCGGCGAAGGAAGCAGAGGAAAAGAUAAAGAAGGCUCUGGAGAAGGGCGAGGUUUUACCCACAGAGGCUCGAUUCGACUCCAACUGCAUCACACCUGGUACUGAGUUCAUGGUCCGGCUUCAGGAGCAGCUGAAAUACUUUGUGCAGAAAAAGAUAUCCACAGACCGAAUGUGGCAGGGAGUGAGAGUGUAUCUGUCAGGUCACGAGACCCCAGGAGAAGGAGAGCACAAGAUCAUGGAGUUUAUCCGGUCCGAAAUCGCCAGACCGGGCCACGAUUCUAACACACGACACUGUCUGUACGGCCUGGAUGCUGAUCUGAUAAUGCUGGGUCUGACGAGUCACGAGCCUCACUUCUCUCUGCUCAGGGAGGAGGUACGCUUCGGGGGGAAAAAGAAUCAGAAGAGAAUAACGGCUCCAGAAGAGACGACGUUCCACCUUCUCCAUCUAUCCCUCAUGAGGGAGUACAUCGACUAUGAGUUUUCUCCUCUGAGGGAGAGAAUCUCUUUUGAAUAUGAUCUGGAGCGGAUUAUAGACGACUGGAUCCUGAUGGGCUUCCUGGUGGGGAACGACUUCAUCCCUCACCUGCCUCACCUGCACAUUAACCAGGACGCUCUGCCCCUGCUGUACAGAACAUACAUCACCGUCCUGCCCACACUCGAGGGAUACCUGAAUGAGAACGGUUAUCUAAAUCUGGCUCACUUUGAGAAGUAUCUCGAGAAACUGGCAGAGUUUGACCGCGAGCAUUUCAAUGAGGUAUUUGUGGACCUCAAGUGGUUCGAGAGCAAAGUGGGGAACAAAUACGUGAAUGAAGCGGCGGGUCUGGCAGCAGAGGAGGAGCUGAGCAAACAAGGCAGGGGGAACAAGAUGUUUAAAGACACUCUUAGUCUGGCAGCUCUGGAUGGAGACAAAGACUUGCCCUGUUCUACAGGAAGAGAUGCACCAGAAGGUGGUGAGGAAGACGACGAGGACAUGUUUGAAACGGAGUUCCGGCAGUAUAAGAGAACGUACUACAUGACCAAGAUGGACGUAGAGGUGGUCUCUGAUGAGUUUUUGGCCGGUCAGGCUCGCUGCUACGUGGAGGGAAUCCAGUGGAUCUUACAUUAUUACUAUCACGGAGUUCAGUCCUGGAGCUGGUAUUACCCUUAUCACUACGCACCUUUCCUCUCUGAUGUGAGGAACAUCGCUGACCUCAAGCUGACCUUUGAUCUGGGAAAACCCUUCAUGCCCUUUGAACAGCUGCUGGGGGUUUUACCUUCGGCAAGUAAAGACCUGCUGCCUAUAUGCUACCAGCACCUGAUGACGUCUCCAGACUCUCCAAUUAUUGAGUAUUACCCUGUGGACUUUAAGACGGACCUGAACGGGAAGCAGCAGGAGUGGGAGGCCGUGGUCCUAAUCCCCUUCAUCGAUGAGAACCGGUUGCUGGCAGCCAUGGCCCCCUGCAGUCUGAGUAAAUCAGAGCGAGCGAGAAACACACACAGCGAGUGUGCAGUGUACUGCUACGACAAAGAGCUCGACUUCCACCUCGUAUCACCACUGCCUGAGGUUUUCCCUGAUGUUACACACUGUCAUGCCAGGUCAAUGGCUGUGCCCAUGGACGCCUGGCGAGUGUCUCUGGACGUCGUCAGACGCAGAAUUGAUCGGAGCAGCCUGUAUUUCUGCGGCUUUCCCACUUUACAGCACAUCCAACAUAAAUUUUAUAAGAAGAAGAGCGGCGUGGUCGUGUUCCAGCAGAGCAGCCGAGGAGAAAACAUGAUGCUGGAGAUUCUACCCAGCCAGCAGGAGGAGCUGGUUUUGGAGGACGUCGCGUCGCUCGUGUUGGGGAAGAGCGUGUUCGUGAACUGGCCUCACCUGGAGGAGGCGCGUGUGGUCGCCGUGUCAGACGGAGAGGCAAAGUUUUACCUGGAGGAGGCACCAGGAGUGCAGAAGCUGUACGAGGACACGCCCCCUCCUGUUAAAGUGGUGUAUCUGAGCGAUAAAGAGCACAAGGACUGGAUUAAAGAGUUGCAGGGCAUCACUGAACACCACUCUAAGCGUAAAGGCGUGGUGAUAAACGUAACGUCGGUGCUCCUCUAUGCUCAGCUCCUCACAGGCAGGAAGUACAUCAUCUCCCCGAGCGGUCAGGUCCACCUGGAGAAACAGUGGGCCAAACAGAUCCUGCCCUUCGCUUACCAAACCAUCGUUAAGGACAUCAAAGCCUUCGACUCGUCCUUGUCUCGGUUUAAAACGCUGGAGGAGCUUUUCCCCGUCUCCACCACCGUCUUCAUGGUGGGAAACCCGUAUUACGGAGCGAUGGGAGAGGUGCAAGAUUCGAGUGAUGUCAUCAGCGAGGGACGUAUACGCGUGGUCUUCACUGUGCCGUGUGAACCGCACCUCGAUGCCUUAAUUCAGAACCAGCAUAAAUACUCCAUAAAGUACAGUCCUGGGUACGUCCUGGCCUCCCGCCUCGGCAUCACCAGCUACCUCGUCUCCAGGUUCUCCGGGAGCAUCUUCAUCGGGAGAGGAUCCAAGAAGAAUCCACACGGUGAGCAAAAAGCCAACGUGGGUCUGAAUCUAAAGUUCAACAAGAAAAACGAGGAGGUUCCAGGCUACACUAAGAGAACGGAGAAGGAGUGGUUGUACUCCGCUGCUGUAGAGGAGCUGUUAGCUGAGUAUCUGGAGCGCUUCUCCGAGGUGUUCGACUACGUGUCCAGGAACAGCUACGACGAUUUGUUUUAUGAGGAUGAUAUCUGGCCAGGAGAAGAUGAGAAUGGUGCUGAGAGGGUUCAGGAAAUCACCACCUGGCUGAAGACACAUCCUGUUAGCUCCUCCUCCAGAGCAUCAUGUGACUUACAGAUUCUGGACGUAGGCAUCGUGGGGAAGAUUGAGGAAGAGCUGGAGAAAGCAAAGCUGAAGAAGAGCAACAAAAAAGUGCGAGUCACAGUGAAACCUCACCUGGUGUUCAGGCCCCUGGAGCAGCAUCACGGUGUAGUUCCUGACCCUGAUGCUGAGUAUCACCUGUUCGACCGCAUCGUUAACGUCAGGGAGAACUUCUCGGUUCCUCUCGGCCUCAGAGGAACCAUCAUCGGCAUCAAAGGAGCUGAACGAGAGGCUGAAGUUCUGUAUGAGGUUCUGUUUGAUGAGGAGUUUGCAGGAGGACUCACUAUCAGAUGCUCUCCAGGUCGGGGUUACAGGGUUCCUCCAUGUGCCUUAAUCAAUCUGAGCCACGGAACCCGUCAGGAGCAGAACCCUCACAAACUCACUGCCGUCGUCAAACCACAGCCUUCUUCCUCUUCCUCAUCACACACACACAAACAUCAGCUGGACGGCCUGAACCACUCACCACGAUCACCAUUUAAACCCACACAGCAGAACAGCAGGCAGGCUCACAGAACUGACACUCAGGGAAACAGAAACUCUCCUCAAAAAGGCCUGAACCAAAAAACACAACAGAAGGGCUCUGGGAAUAAGGAGGAAGAGUUUAACAACGUGUGGCAGUCUCAAUCUUUAGGACUGCCUCAAAAACCACCAGCCCACUGGCAGAACCAUGGGCAGCCAGCCAACAUCAGACUACUGAAGAGGAAUGAAGAUUUAAAUUCCAUUUCUCCUCAGAAGCCUUCCAACAAGGUAUCUACUGAUCUCCACGCCGGGGUCACCCCAGAGUUUCAGGAGCUCAUAGCCAAUCUGAAGGUCUCAAAGGGAGCUGAAGCUCCGGUUCAAUCCUCUCCGGUGAGGAGACCUGCUGAUGAGGAGGAGAAGCCGCUGUCUCCUCAGUCCUUCGCCAUGAUGGGAACCAUGAUGCUGAAGGAGAUGUUGAAGAUCGACAGUUCGGCAACCACGUGCUCCACCCCUGACUCCGCCCCCAUGAAUGCAUCCUCCAAUCCCGGAGCUCAGCAGCAGAACAGGAGACGCAGUUCUAAGAAACUGGCGGCCAGGAUGAACUCUGCUCAGGGUGAACCUCCGGCUUCCCCUCUCCUGCCCUGCAUGGCUGCUGAACUGAGCAGAGUGUGUGUGGGACUGAACAUGGGGCCACCUGAGUUCACCUUCUUACACAGACAGGGUCUGAUUAUAUGUCAGGUGAAAUUGUCUAAUGGUCUCCUGCUUCACGGUCCUCCGUGUCCGUCUGAAACUGAAGCUAAAGCGAAGGCAGCUCUGUUCACUUUACAGCGUUUGAACUCUGUGGGCUCGUUCCCCCUCGCUCCUCCUCCACUGUUCCCUGGAAUGCAGCCCAUGCGGCCGAUGGCUCCUCAUCCUCAGGUGUUCACGCAGCCUGCAGGUGGUCUUUUGAUGCCCCCUCAAGGUUUCGCUCCUCUGCCAUGGGGGGUGCAGUUUCCUCCUCAGGGGCAGCCGUUUUUCGGUGGGACGUUCCCUGGAGCUCGAGCGGCUCCGCCCCCUCCCCACGUCGGAUCUCACAACCAAUUCAUCCCACUACAGGUGACUAAGAAGAGAGUUUCGGGUCGGAAGAGCCAGGAAACGAGACCGGACUUUGGGAACGCCACUCGACCCGAAAACCCAGAAACCUCCUGCUCCGCUCACAAAACUCCUCCACCAAUCAGCACGCAGGAAUCCGAGAACCUACCAAAACAACCGCCAAAACUGACACACCCCCCAGGCUCCGCCUCCAAACGCAAGCACAGGAAGUUGGCGGUGAACUUCGAUGCCACUAAAGUCACGGACUGAAGCUCCGCCUCUUCUAGCGAUCAUUUUUUUUUUGUGGGCGGGGUGGGGGGGUUUAUCUUAUAGUCGUGCGUGAUGGGGUGAACCUGAGAUAAAGAUUCUCUCUCUCGGUUUUCCCUCUCCUUCUCUCCCUCCAUCCCUCCCUCUCUCAUCUGGCUUUAAUUUGCGCUCUUUAUUUGCAAUUAUUCUGCUUUUUUUUUCCGCCAGCAGUGGGUUUUUAAUUUUUCUUAAAUAUUUGAAGAUUUAUUUUUAUAAUCUCAGCACAUUCAAAAGAAAUUUAAUAUUCUCGUUCAGUUUGUUUUUAAUCAGCGAUCCUUAAACCCCCACAGGUCCGAUUGCGCAGUUACGGCCGAUCGGAUCGUAUUUCUGAUAACGCUGUUCCUCACCUCGUUCCUCACCUCGUUCCUGGAAUUCCACAAGGUCCAAACUCGUAGGAGUGAAGCAGCUUCGUGUCCAUGUGCAAGUUCUCGCUGGACUUUAUGCAAAUAAGUGUCCCGCUUAGCCAAUCAGGAGAGGGAAGAUUUGAGAAAAGGAAACGGAUGAAAUGCUGGAUGUGGACCUCGUCAUCGAGGAGAUUCGAGACGCUUCAUGGACAAUUUUCCACCAUUGUUCAAGCUGCUUUUUAUUUUUCAUUCGUCUGAUUUUACUUUCGAAUUUUGAAAAUACACCAACCAUAAAUGUAGCCUUAAAACUCUUAGUCUAGCCCCUCCCCCACUCCCCCAAUCUUCUUGUACACUAAUAUGAAGAACGUGGACCAUCUCAGUUCACUUCCUCCUCAUGGAUAUUGGCUCUUCCUCUAAAUCCUGAUCUGCUUCACUGUCAUUCAGCAUCGUCUACACUCACAUCUAAGCGUGGUGAGAGGACGUAGAGUUUCCAGUGUGAACACUGAGUAACUCAGUGAACAGGAAUCUCACAGGGAUUUUCUCUCUAAACAGCAGCACUUUUCAGAUUGGGUUUUAAACUGAACUUUUUUUGGGUUUUAAUUUUCUUUUUUUUAAGAGAACACCACUCUCUGUUCCCAGCAGCUCUGUGCUGUAGGGUCGAUCAUUUCAGUGACGUGCCACACCUCGAAUUCCAGCGUCUGUCUGUCUGUCUGUCUUUUUUUUUCCGAGCGGUAAAGACGACCGUGUGCAGUGUUAUUUUUUAAAUGAACUCGAGUAACAUUCGCUGAAGAAUUCGCCGCCGGGUUCCCGCUGUGGGAUGUGCUGUAUAUAGAUCUUUAAUAAACGCCUUUUGUUAUCAUAA
Silurus meridionalis is the source of this 6335-nucleotide messenger RNA. RefSeq names its product 5'-3' exoribonuclease 1 (gene xrn1). Gene Ontology annotation, molecular function: 5'-3' RNA exonuclease activity; RNA binding. Gene Ontology annotation, cellular component: nucleus. The record is from RefSeq and is a predicted model, not a curated record. Gene Ontology annotation, biological process: rRNA catabolic process; nuclear-transcribed mRNA catabolic process. Lineage: Eukaryota; Metazoa; Chordata; Actinopteri; Siluriformes; Siluridae.